GCUGGUGUCUGUCGCCCGCGCUUUCCUUCGCGUCCGUGGAGGUCGGGUCUCCGUGCGGGGCCGGAGCGGGGUGACGCGCGUGUCUGUGCGGCCGCCUGCUUACCCGGCGCCGCCGCGGGCUGCGCACCCCGUGUCGGUCUCCGGCGGCCAGCGGCCCGCGGAGCCUCCCGGAGCCUGGGUCGGAGCGGGGCGGCGGCGAGACAGACGCGGCGGAAGAGAGGUGCUGGCACGUUCCAGAGAUGUACAUGCAGGUGGAGACACGCACCGGCUCCUGCCUGCACCUCAAGAGGGCUCCGGGCAUCCGGUCCUGGUCCCUGCUGAUCGUCCCUUUCAUGAGCCUGCUUAGCCUCCUGGCCGUUGGCAGUCCUGCUGCCUCGGGGACCGCUGCACAUGUGUUGACUGGACCAGGAAUCUUGUCCAUUGGCCUGGCUGCUGCCUACUACAGUGCAGAUAGUCUGGGCUGGAAGCUCUUCUACGUCACAGGCUGCCUGUUCGUGGCCGUGCAGAACUUGGAGGACUGGGAGGAAGCCAUCUUCAGCAAGAGCACCGGCAAGGUCAUUUUGAAGACGUUCAGCCUCUACAAGAAGCUGUUGACUCUCUUCCGAGCCGGCCACGAUCAAGUGGUAGUCCUGUUGAAUGACAUCCGAGAUGUGAACGUGGAGGAGGAGAAGGUCCGGUACUUCGGGAAGGGCUACAUGGUGGUGCUCCGGUUUGCGACAGGUUUCUCCCACCCCCUCACCCAGAGUGCAGUCAUGGGCCACCGCAGUGAUGUGGAAGCCAUUGCCAAGCUCAUCGCCAGUUUCCUGGAGCUGCACCAUCUAGAAAGCCCCAUGGAGCUGUCUCAGAGCAGUGACAGCGAGGCCGAAGACCCCAGGAGCCAGCACUGACAGAUGCCACCCACAGAGAAGCCCCUUGGCCUUGGCUCCUGACAGGGCCCCUGGCUGAGCCGCCCACCCAGAGGCUCCAGGCAGGGCUGGACUGUCUGCAUCUGGCCCAUUCCUGCUGCUGCUUCUAUCUUCUGUGUGAGACCACGGGCUGGGCCUUCUCCCAGGCUAGGACAGGCCGGUGUCAUGUCCAGGGGAGGCACAGGCUGUGGAGCUCAGAAAUCAGCGCCUCCCUGGAACCUGAUGGUGGCUUGGCUUGGGCAUUGUGGCCCUGUCUGGACAGACCUGCUCCAGGUCUCCAAAAUGCAGAGGCCGCCUGGGCUUUCUCCAGUGCAGGGCUCGGACUUCCUGAAGCCAGGUUUGCCAGCCCUGGCAUCUCGUACGAGUUCAGCUCACAACUUCCAUGUGCAGGAGGGGAGGGCCACCGCUGGGUCAGGUCCCUCUGUGGACACUGAGGCUGGCAUGCUGUCCCAGUGUCCCUUGCCCCAGAUGCAGCAUCCCUUCCCUGGUUGGACUUCCUCAGUAGUCAGGGGCCUCCUCAAGGGCAGUCUUUGGGUGGCGGGGUGUGGGGAGCGCGGGGUGAACACCUAGGACCUGCCUGGCUCUGCGUGCUCCCAGGAUCCCACCUCCCCCACACCGAUGUGCUGCCUGAUGGCUCAUCUUGGGUCCCAUGAGGACUGGCCCUGGGCUGUUGGCCAUGAGAGGAUUCCUCCAAUGCCCACCCUCAGCCAGGGCAGAAGCCACUUGUUGAGAGAAGAGGUUAGCUCUUCUAGUAUUGUGCAGUGCUUAAAACCCAAAAGUUUAUGCAGAAACCACAUUCCAGCCUCUCCUGAACCCUGGGAGGACCUGGCAGGAAGGGGCUGAGGUCUCAGCUGCAGCCGCUGCCAUAGAGGCUGAACGCCAGCCCCCACUGACCUGCACCUUCUCUUGAGUCCAGCCCCUUCCGAGGGGCAGUUUCCAUCAAGAGUGCCCAGUCUGGCCCCUAGGCCUCUGAGCUGAGGACUCCUGAGGCUGCACACCUGGGAAGGACCAGGUAGGACUGGAAACGCUUGCAGUGUUGCCCAGAUGCAGGGGUCAAAGGCUCCUCGGCACCCUGGGCCUGGGCAGGGCUCAUGGUUUUGCCCUGGGUGCAGCAGGGUAAGCAGCUUUGCCCCGGGUCAGGCCGGCCACGUUGGUGACCAGGACAGGAAAGUGAUGAGACCCUCUUUGCAGUGGCUGCCAGCCAGCCCCUAGUUGGGGGACAGAGUCAUUUAAACGUGCCAUAGGUUUUAAAUGGUUAAAUCUGAAAUGUCUUUCCUUCCUAAAAUGAAAAGUGUGAAAUGCAGUUGAGGUUUCUCGUUUGCCCCCCCCCCCCCCCCCAGGCUGUAAGAUGCUUUAGAUGCCCCCACCCCGCCCCGAGGGCCAGGGCUCCUUCCUAGACGGAGGGACUUGACGGCCUUGACUAAAACCAACUGUAAACCAGGGUCAUAAUAAAGAAUGUUCCAAAUUUCUGUGGGUGGGACUUCUAGCGUCUACUUUUUAUUUCAAAGAAAUUAAUAAAGUUCUACAUGCAGAUCAUAAAA
Messenger RNA from Cynocephalus volans (Philippine flying lemur), 2446 nucleotides. Its product is annotated as cytochrome b-245 chaperone 1. Bases 240 to 887 code for a protein of 215 amino acids. Lineage: Eukaryota; Metazoa; Chordata; Mammalia; Dermoptera; Cynocephalidae. The transcript is spliced from 8 exons. The record is from RefSeq and is a predicted model, not a curated record.